Molecule: messenger RNA, 915 nt
Organism: Gilbertella persicaria
Lineage: Eukaryota; Fungi; Mucoromycota; Mucoromycetes; Mucorales; Choanephoraceae
Exons: 1
Coding region: 1-915 (304 amino acids)
Biological process (GO): TOR signaling
Cellular component (GO): fungal-type vacuole membrane; TORC1 complex
Source: RefSeq, a predicted model, not a curated record
AUGACAGGAAACGACGACUCAACUAAAAAAUCCAAGAAAUUUGCAGUAGGUGACCUACCUCCUUCUCCUACAACCAGUACAGGCAUGGUAGGCACUACAAAGAGACCCACACGACACCACGUCAAGAGACGCUCUAGUGGCCGAGUUCAUGUAUCGAAAUUGGCUCCUAUGGCACGAGCUCAUUCUGACGCGGAUACUGAAAAACCCAUCAAACGUACUCAGUCCAAUAAAUCGCUUUCUCGGUUAUCUACAGACCGUAAGCCUGUCGGACUGACACCUGCUGAGCCUCAUUCUCCCCCUACUACACCACCUAUGACAGAAACCAAUCAUAAACCUAAUUUCCACGUUUCACAUACAAUACCCGCUGCACCUAUAGAGCAACCUCUUUCUGUCACAGCCGAUGAUUUAGUGACACCUGAUAAAAAACCCCUUUUGAAAUCGCAGUUUGUGGAUAAAAAGACCACACUCUCCAAUGCUGCUGCUACGACUACUGGCAUGACUCGGACACAGCAGAAACUGUUGUUGCAGCGAGAACAGAGUCUGAUUCAUGAUGAGAAUCAUAUUGCUCAUCCUAAAAACAUGAUUCGCUUAACGCGCGAAAUGGAAAAGAUGGGCAGAGAGUAUCGCUGUGUGCGUAAAUACCAAGAUCCCAUGAUGGACAGUCUGAUACGAUGUCAACAACAAAAGAAGCCUCAUUUGCUUCAUCAGCGUACCAUGUCUUCUGCUCAACUAGCUCAGAAUGUAGUUCCACAUAUGGAACAAAGAAGACAGAUCUUACUAAAAGCAGCAUUACAGAAACAAAGGGAACAACAAGAACAACAGCAACAGCAACAGGAAGAAGAAGAGUCCUUAUUAGAUGGUCAUCGAUGGAGUGCAGGCAAUUUUAUCGAGCGUUUGUUCUAUGGUACUUUAUAA